Molecule: messenger RNA, 1825 nt
Organism: Chiroxiphia lanceolata (lance-tailed manakin)
Lineage: Eukaryota; Metazoa; Chordata; Aves; Passeriformes; Pipridae
Gene: CDCP2
Product: CUB domain containing protein 2
Source: RefSeq, a predicted model, not a curated record
AUGGGGAGCACGGGGGUGGGAUACCUGGCAGCAGUGGCCGUGCUUUGCGGGGCUCUCGGGGAUGCUCCCAGCAGAGGUAAGAAAAUUGGGGGAGUGCUUUCAGCACCCUCUGAAUUCUCCGUCCCAAACUUCCCAGGGCUAUAUCCCUAUGAGACGGAGUGCACGUGGCUCAUUGUGGUGGCCGAGGGCUCCUCUGUCCUGCUUUCCUUCAGCCACUUCGAGCUGGAGUACCACGACGCCUGUGCCUACGACUACCUCCAGGUCUACAACGGGGCUGCCCGGGACCGGGGCAACCUCCUGGGCACCUUCUGUGGCCACAGCCCUCCGCCACCCUUCUCCUCCGCCUGGCACGUCAUGGCUGUCGUCUUCCGCUCCGACCGACACGUGGCCAAGCACGGCGUCGCCGCUGCCUACUGGAAAGAUGCCUGUGGCGGGCAGCUGACGGGACUGUCUGGGGAGAUCACCAGCCCCCGCUACCCCGAGAGCUACCCCAAUGAUGCGGAGUGCCGCUGGAACAUUGGGGGGGCCAGUGGUGGUGGCCCCCUCACCCUGGUGUUUGCUGACUUCCAGAUGGAGGGGGGCCAGGGCUGCAGCUUUGACUACGUGGCCCUUUUCGACGGCCCCACUGUCACUGCCCCCCGCCUGGGACGCUACUGUGGCAGCACCCGCCCACCCCGCACUGUCUCCUCCACCCCACACCUCCUCAUCAUCUUCAAGUCAGACUUCAACAUCGGUGGCAGGGGCUUCAAGGCCCAUUUCUACUCAGGAGAGUGCCAGGAGGUGUUCACUGCCAUCAAAGGGAAUUUCUCUAGCCCACAGUACCCCAGCUUCUACCCCAACAACCUCAAGUGCCAGUGGAGCAUCCAUAUGCCCACGGGCUACCGGGUCAAGGUGUUCUUCCUGGACAUGGAGCUGGAGGGCCGGAGCAGCCUGACGGGUGGCUGUGACUAUGAUCACCUGUCUGCCUUUGAUGGUGGCACUGAGAACGGAUCCCUGCUGGGCCGGUGGUGUGGGGAGAGCCUGGCACCCGUCAUCUCCCGCAGCAACCAGCUGCUCCUGAUCCUCCACACCGACCGCAACACAGCCAGGAGGGGCUUCUCCAUCGCCUACGUGGGAGUUGUGCCCAUGAACAUCAGCUGCACCCGGACAGACUUCCACAUCCAGAUCCCUGUGCAGUCUCUGGCCCAGCUGGAGAGGAAUAGGAUUUAUUUGGGGACCCCCUCCUGUGCAGCCCGGGUGGUUGGAAGGAACUUCAAAAUACACACCAGGUUCGACACCUGCGGCACCGAAUCCCAGAGGCGCAACAACACGUCUGUCAUUGUCAGCACCCUCUACAUCGAUUUUUCAGUGGGUGACCAGGAGGACAUCCACCAGUACGAGGUGCAGUGUGAGCCAAAGAGGAAGGAAGCCUCGGUGACCCUCAUUGCUGGUCCUGACCCAUCCAGGCUCAGCCAGGCAGAAAACCUGGUGGAUGCCCAGCAGGGAGGGGAAGCAAUGGAUGCCCAUGAAAUCAAGAGCCAGGACACCAGUGACAUCAUCUUCAUCAGCAUCUGCAUCCUGGCCGGGCUCCUCAUGGUCAUCGCAGUGGUGGGGCUGGUGCUUCUGUAGGAUGCUGCUUUCCAGAUUUCCAGGGCUUGCAAUCCCAGUCCUGCCCAGGGCGAACACAUACCCCAAAAUUAGCCCUCAGGCCAGGCUGAGCACAAACACAGCUGCCCGAACAGAGUCACAGCUCGCAGGCCCCAAAACUCAGCCUGAACCCAACCUCCACCUCCUUCCAGUGUCUGAAAAAUCCAGGCAAUAGGCAGCCGUUUCCCUUCCCAAUUUG